Molecule: messenger RNA, 849 nt
Organism: Penicillium diatomitis
Lineage: Eukaryota; Fungi; Ascomycota; Eurotiomycetes; Eurotiales; Aspergillaceae
Product: aldo/keto reductase
Exons: 6
Coding region: 1-849 (282 amino acids)
Molecular function (GO): oxidoreductase activity
Source: RefSeq, a predicted model, not a curated record
AUGGCGGGCUUGUCACUUCAGUCUACCUACAAGUUGGUGUCAGGAUAUGAGAUUCCGGCACUCGGCUUCGGUGUAUACCAAACCCCCUCUGAUGUCACCGAAAAAGUUGCCCUUGAGGCUCUGAAAGUGGGAUAUCGCCACAUUGAUUGCGCCAAGGUCUACCGGAACGAGGCAGAGAGUGCCGAGGCGAUUCGAAAGUCGGGGCUCGAUCGCUCGCAGAUCUUCUAUACAAGCAAGGUCCCUACGUCGUAUAUGGGUUAUGAGCAGGCGAAGCAGGCCAUCGAGGAGAGUAUCGCAGCUGCCAAGCUGGACUACAUUGACCUAAUGCUGAUCCACGCCCCUUACGGUGGAAAGGAAGCUCGCCUUGGAGCAUGGCAGGCCUUGGUGGAGGCGCAAAAGGCAGGCAAGGUCCGCUCGCUAGGCGUGUCCAACUUUGCAAUCCAGCACCUGGAAGAGCUUGAAGAGUACAUCAAGAAUGGGGCCGGCGGUGAAAUUAGUGUCGGCCAGUACGAGAUUCAUCCGUGGUGCCCGCGUGAGGAUAUCGCCGAGUGGCUCAAGAAGCGCAACGUUAUCGUGGAAGCGUACUCCCCGCUUGUGCAGGCGACCCGAAUGGAGGAGCCCGUUCUGAAGAAGCUUGCCGAGAAGCAUCAAAAAAGCCCGGCGCAGGUGCUGAUCCGAUGGAGCUUGCAAAAGGGCUACGUCCCCCUUCCCAAAUCGGCCACCGAGUCGAGGAUCUUGGAUAACGCUCAGGUCUUUGAUUUCACGCUCUCGGAAGAGGACAUGGCCAGUCUUGCACUCAAUGAGUAUGCGCCUGUCUGCUGGGAUCCGAUUCGCGACUGCAAAGAAUAA